This is a messenger RNA of Parathielavia appendiculata, 3297 nucleotides long. RefSeq lists its product as uncharacterized. Gene Ontology annotation, molecular function: protein binding. The record is from RefSeq and is a predicted model, not a curated record. Bases 1 to 3168 code for a protein of 1055 amino acids. The transcript has 3 exons. NCBI's taxonomy places the organism in Eukaryota, Fungi, Ascomycota, Sordariomycetes, Sordariales, Chaetomiaceae.
AUGGCCGCUCCAUCGCCGUCGUCGCUCUUCUUGCGACUGGUUAACACAUGGAGACAUCUCGCCCUCCGCAGCGACGUUGACGACAUCCUGCUGGAGCUGCUGGGCCGCUUCUCGCUCGAAAAGAUCUACGCCGGUGCCGCCGAUCGGGACGAGUACCAGAACCUCGUCAUCGCCCUGCUCUCCCAGCUCAAGGCCGUUUUCGAUCUCCAGCGGUUGACAAUCCCCGCCGACAACACCCACCUUGGUUGGUACCUCGGCUUUCUCGUGAGUUGGGAGGUUGCCUUGCGCUCGGUCGAGUUCGUCCUUCAGACCGUUGUCGAAAGCCGAGAGUGCCUCUGGGAACAUAGCCAGCUGCGUGACCGCUACCUGGCUGAGUUUCUUCUAUCUGCUCUCCGCGUCCUCGCCCUUCACCCAAAGGCGCCAACAAACCAGCGCGCAAGGGACCGUCGCGAGCGCUUUUCCCGCAUCCAUGGUUCCUUGGAGCAGAUUUUUGAUAGCUACCCAGGGCCCAAGUCGUUUCUGCUCGAGGUAUGCAAAGAGGUAACUGGUCAGCUUCAUGCUGACCCAGACGCCCUCGCCCUGCCCUCGGGGCUCCGGUCCACGCUUCCUACUUUGAUGUCGGAGCUGGUACGUAUCAUCCCUAUGUUUCGCUCUCAUUGCCCCUGCUUCUCCCCCCCCCUCAUCGUAGCUAGUUCGCGUACACACCGAUACCUAGGGUUGUUUUACCCCUUGCCUCCUUGUCUGCAGGGCGCGUCCAUCUCCGAGCUUACCCCUCCGAAUGGAUUCGGCAAUUGGCUAGCCCAGUUCUUGACUCUUCGAGACGUAUCGCAAUACGUGGUUGCCGCGUCCGUUCAAUACGCUGCCAACGGGGAAACGCACGAUAUGCGACUCCAGGCCUGCUCUGCCAGGUCACGAAACGCCGUCCUGUCUGCACUAGACAACCUACGCAUCCCUCCCCACCUCUCCAGGGUUGACAUGGUUGCAGCCUUCAGCAGCUCAUUCCGCAUCAUACUCCCGGACACCCUGUAUCUCUCCCGCCCAGACGUGGCUGGGCCCCGGGUAGACGAGUGCGAGUUGGAUGCACUCGACGCCCUGUGCACGAGGCUCAAGGAGCGCCAGGUCAUACAUCGCGUCAGCGACCGGGAAAUGGCGCACAAUACGUCGCAGGUGCUCAGAAAUAUUCUCCUGCAGGAUGAGCCCAGCGGUCGCUUUGCUCCCAUGCGUCCGGGGCUUUUCGUAGUCAAUUGUCCAGAAUGUCAUUUAGCUGGGGCAUCGCAGCUCAAAGCCUCCGGCAUUCAACUGCCGCCGGAUCCCGCAAGCACUCCCGAAGUCAGCCUCCCGCCCAAGUCGAGCUGUUUGUACUGCGGCGAGGCAAUCACACUUGCUCGCGAGGUGCCGACAGCAAGGCAGACCUGGGAGCUGCUCGACCCUCUUCGCCCCGAUGCCGAUACCAUCCAUGUAGAACGGCACCUGCCGACGCAGUUCCAGUUGGGCCCGCCAAGGCCAGAAGUAAGCGGGCUGCUUCCGCCGGGCUACAGCAGCGCCGGCAGCGAGAGACCUCGCGAGCCUCAACAAGUAUUUGCCACGUCCUUCCCAGUGAAAUCAGGAUUUCCAAGCCCGACGUUCAGUGGUGACGUGAACAGCCCGGGCUAUCCAGGACCCGUGUCUCCGCAGUCGCCCAGCCCCUACCAGUCCACCAUUCCCCUGCGAAAUGAACCGUCGCGUCCCGAUAUAUCCAAUGAUCAAAGGAAGAAGACCUUGGAAGAAACGGAACACACUCUUGCUCAUCCGGACCCUGCGUUCUUGACAGACCCGCCUCCUUUCCCGCGCGACUCGCCUGUCUUGCGCAGACAAACAGGACCGGAGGACGUCCAUGCGAUUCAUACCCCCCGGUCAAUCCCUGCGGUCACGUCCAUCGAGAAGGGAAAGUCCAGAUGGAGAUUGAAAUUUACUGCAUCGAAAAAAGCCCCCGUCGGGCCUUCCGGUGACUCCAGUUCCCUGUCCUCGACAACGUUGGAGUCUCAGAAACUGGAAGAGGUACCCCUCUCUGGCCUUCUCAACACACAAAAGUCCCACGCAAGAGGGAAGCCAUCCAAGAACAUCAACGUCUACCUAUCUCACAACUCGGCAUUCGCUCUCUUUUGGACGCAGCUCCUCAUCCAUGUGUGGGACGUUGGAACGUCACCGCCCACCUUGAUGCGAGCCAUCCUGCCAGAAAGCACCUGCAUUCUGGCAGCGGUAGCCAAGGUUCACUUGGCCUAUAUCAUCGGGACAAGGGACCAGAAACUCACGUUGCGCGUCGUGAACCUGGUGCAGCCAAUGACGCCCGUGGUCGAGUACCGGAUCCCAUCAUCGCUAUGGUGCAAGAGCAUAGCAAUCGACCGGCAGGAAAACUACGUCGUGGUUGGCUUCGAAAACGCCACCGUCCGCUUCUUCAACGCGAGGAAUUUGGAACAGCCGCGCGAAGACCGGCUCCACGCCCUCUACCAGCAACACGACUGCAGACGCUGUCCGUCCGUAGAUACACUAGCCUUCUCCGACGACGGGCUCGUCCUCCUCGCAAGCACCCGCAGCCCCAAAACAGGCCUGAUUCAAAUCUACUCGUGGCGGUUCCCAUUUCACACCUUCCAGGAACUCGUUGCCUGCCGGUACUCAGUUCCGCUCCACGAGUCUGAGGACAACGGCGUCUCGUCGGCCAUCUUCCGCCCCGGCGUCGUUGACGGCCAAGACAAUCUGGUCUGCAUCACCACAUGGACACAGUCCGGCACGCCGGUGCUGAUCCAGCCCCAGGACGGGCACAGGAGCGAGAUCAAGACGGACGGCCUCUCCGGGGGUGGGGUUGGUGGUGGUGGGCGGCACCACAGCAGCAAGCUUGGAAACCGCAUUCAAUGUGCUUCCUUUUCGCCCUCGGGGAGGGAGCUUGUGUUGGUCAACGACAAGGGGCAUGUGUUUCAGGUGUCGAAUCUCAACUCCAGCCCCAUGGAUGUUUGGCGAAUCGCGUCGACCAAGGAGCUCACCGCCAAGUCGGAUUCGUUCGCCAUGUCGUUUAUGAACCUGAACGAUGAGGAACAUGUUGUCGUCGCGUGGGCUGACUGUUCGAGGGCCAUGGGGUGGGUUAAGAAGAUACCCGCCGUGUCAAGGGUACGUUCCACUUUUACUUGCUUGUAACGUCAUCACUCUUGUGCGAUUGCUUCCUGGCCUUUUGAUGUGCACUGACAAAGCUUUUUUGCCUCCUGCAGAGUCACUUUGGUAGCCUCGACAUGGCGGGGUUGGUGUACGAGACGGGCUCGUUUGCUG